This is a messenger RNA of Quercus robur (English oak), 2004 nucleotides long. RefSeq names its product acetate--CoA ligase CCL3. Lineage: Eukaryota; Viridiplantae; Streptophyta; Magnoliopsida; Fagales; Fagaceae. Bases 91 to 1785 code for a protein of 564 amino acids. The record is from RefSeq and is a predicted model, not a curated record. The transcript is spliced from 3 exons.
CUUCUCGUAACUAAGAAAAGUAGUACGAAGGCGAAGAGAGAAGAGGAAGAGAGAGAGAGAGAGAGAGAGAGAGAGAGAGUGGUGGCGGUGAUGGGUCAAGACAUAGACGAUUUGCCAAAAAAUGCAGCCAACUUCACAGCUUUGACACCGCUUUGGUUUUUGGACAGAGCUGCUUUGGCUCACCCCGACAAAACUUCACUCCUCCAUGGAUCUCUACGCUACACGUGGCGUGACACUUACAACCGUUGCCGUCGAUUGGCCUCUUCUCUCUCUAAACACUCCGUCGGCCUCGGUUCCACGGUAGCCGUAAUUGCACCAAAUGUCCCAGCCCUGUAUGAAGCUCAUUUUGGAAUUCCAAUGGCUGGAGCUGUUCUAAAUGCUGUAAAUAUUCGUCUAAAUGCAUCAACCAUUGGUUUCCUUCUUGGUCAUUCAUUAGCUGCAGUAGUGAUGGUGGAUCAAGAGUUUUUUGGCUUAGCAGAAGAAGCUUUGAAAAUCUGGGCAGAGAAAAGCAGAAGUUUCAAGCCUCCACUUCUGAUUGUCAUAGGUGACAAAAACUGUGACCCCAAUGGACUCAAAUACGCUUUAGGAAGAGGGGCUAUUGAAUAUGAGAAAUUCCUGGAAGCUGGUGAUCCUGAGUUUGCUUGGAAACCACCAGAGGACGAGUGGCAGAGCAUUUCUUUGGGUUAUACAUCUGGUACUACUGCUAGUCCUAAGGGGGUGGUGUUACAUCACAGGGGGGCAUAUAUCAUGGCUAUGAGUAAUCCUCUUAUCUGGGAGAUGAAUGACAGACCUGUAUACCUAUGGACUCUGCCCAUGUUCCAUUGCAAUGGUUGGUGUUUCCCUUGGACUCUUGCUGCUAUUUGUGCAACAAGCAUAUGCCUUCGCCAGGUUAGGGCUAAGGAAAUCUAUUCAGCCAUAGCCAAACAUGGCGUGACACACUUUUGUGCUGCUCCUGUAGUUCUCAACAGCAUAGUUAAUGCUCCACCUGAAGAAACUAUCCUUCCCCUCCCUCGUACUGUUCAUGUAAUGACAGCUGGUGCAGCCCCUCCCCCUUCUGUCCUCCUUUCAAUGACUGAAAAAGGCUUCCGUGUCACACACACUUAUGGUCUCUCAGAAACCUAUGGCCCCUCCACUGUUUGUGUGUGGAAGCCUGAGUGGGACUCACUACCCCCUGUAACCCAAGCCCGUCUAAAUGCACGCCAAGGUGUUCGGUAUGUUGGUUUAGAGUGCGUAGAUGUUGUCGACUCUAAAACAAUGCAACCUGUUCCUGCUGAUGGAACUACAGUUGGGGAGAUAGUAUUCCGGGGUAAUAUUGUGAUGAAGGGCUACUUAAAGAACCCAAAAGCAAAUGAGGAGGCUUUUGCAAAUGGGUGGUACCAUUCGGGAGAUCUUGCUGUAAAGCAUCAAGAUGGAUAUAUAGAAAUUAAAGAUAGGGCCAAAGACAUCAUUAUAUCUGGAGGUGAAAACAUCAGUAGUGUGGAGGUAGAAAAUGCUUUAUACUUGCACCCAGCAAUUUUUGAGGUAUCAGUGGUGGCAAGGCCGGAUGAGAGGUGGGGUGAGUCUCCUUGUGCUUUUGUGACAUUGAAGCCUAAUGUAGAUAAAUCGGAUGAGCAGCGUUUGGCAAAAGAUAUACUAACGUUCUGCAAAUCUAAGUUGCCUGCUUAUUGGAUACCAAAGUCGGUUAUAUUUGGACCAUUACCAAAGACAGCUACUGGGAAGAUACAGAAGCAUUUGCUGAGGGCCAAGGUAAAAGAGAUGGGGCCUGUCAGGAAUAGUAAGCUAUAGCUCUUGAUGGUGACUGUAGAAAGAAAGAAGAAUAAGAGACUGCCUUUCAGUUCUUAACAUGUUUUUCUUUUGAUGGUUUGUACUUGUUGCAUCCAAUCCUACAAUCUCUUUGUUUCUAUUUGUAAGUGCCAUAUGUUGUGCUGGCAGAUUGUAAGAAAUUAGCUGGUUAUUCAGCAAAACAUUAUCCUAAUCUGGUACUGUAAUAACUUUGAAGACUUC